This is a messenger RNA of Dibothriocephalus latus, 330 nucleotides long. The record is from the annotation of a GenBank genome assembly. NCBI's taxonomy places the organism in Eukaryota, Metazoa, Platyhelminthes, Cestoda, Diphyllobothriidea, Diphyllobothriidae.
AUGGACAGUGCCGUUGUGGCGCUAACAAAUAUGAAUUCCAAAUUCCAAAUCAGUGAACCUUCAUGGUAUGAUUGGGCUGUCGCCCAAAGCACUGAUCCCGACACGGCCAUUAUCUAUGACCACCAGCUCAACGGCGAGUAUCACCCUACGGAUAACGACCAUCGUGAGUCCUCUGAGACCACCAGAAUUCUACGGAAUCUGUGGGCGCAGCUUUAUAUGAACAAUGACCUGCUCUUUUUCAAGGACGAUAUCAACACGUCGCCAUGCUUAGUAAUCCCUGGGAGUAUGGUCCUACCCGUUCUGAGCGACUUACACCACGACUUGGGUUAG